AUGGAUUUUGAUAAAUCAAGCUCUUCUAUCAUCCUGGAUGUUGCCUGGGGAAAUACCGACAAGAAAAACCAAGGCUUUAUCUAUGCAAAGAACCUUCCGGAGCUGAUACGAGAGAUUGAGCUUGUAUUGAACAGGGGUGAGCCCACCAAGGGGUCGCGAUUGCUUUCAAAUACUGGUCAGAAUGUGAUAGAUACCUUUGCUAGAGAGAAGGAGUUUUUCAAGAUCUAUAAGGAUGAGUUCAAAGAGAUCUUCCAAGGUCUAGUUGGGAAGACGUUUAAGGACGCCGUGGAAGGUACAUUCCCCUCGGGUAAGAUACCACCAAGCAUUUUGCAAGAGGAGCUAGGGCCAUCCGACAAUAGUAAGACUCCAAGACGCAAAGAAUUUCGAUUGAAGAGCUUGGAGAACCGAUUAGCCGCCCUGAGUGAAGAACUACAGUUUAAAGACGAUAUAAUUGCUGAAAAGGAUAGAGAACUGAUAAAGCUGACGAGAAACUUGAGUGAAUACAAGGACAAGUACGAUUUCCUUCAGAGACAGUUCAGUUUUUACAAGGAUCGCGGUGAAAGACCUGGCCAUCUGAAUGUUCACGACGAUGACUCUAAAACUGAUCAAAUGACCUCCACUAGGCAUGAGUUUAUCAUCAGUGAAAUGAAACGGAAACUAGAGGAGCAGCUACUUACCAUCAAUACGCUUCGGGAGCAAAUGCAACAAAGCCGAGGCGGUUACACAUGGUACAACGUGCCAAGCAGAUCCGGUAAACACGAUUACCUACCAUUUUCCUUGCUCGCGGCUUUGGCAGUUAUAUUGCUCUCGUUGGUCUGCUAUUUGGUAAACUCCUACAGGGCUGCUGACCAAAGCAGUGACUAUACAGAGAGCUUCUGGUGGGAGAAUAGCGGCCUGCUGAGCAAAUUCGGAUGGUACUGGCAAGAUUGGAAAGAGAAUGCUGUGCAACAAACAAGCGACCAGGCCUACGAUAGAAUAUUCGGGCUCACAGAUUAUACAUAG
Molecule: messenger RNA, 1002 nt
Organism: Torulaspora globosa
Lineage: Eukaryota; Fungi; Ascomycota; Saccharomycetes; Saccharomycetales; Saccharomycetaceae
Gene: MPS2
Product: Mps2p
Exons: 1
Coding region: 1-1002 (333 amino acids)
Biological process (GO): spindle pole body duplication; protein localization to spindle pole body
Source: RefSeq, a predicted model, not a curated record